UGCUGGCACUGCUGGUGGUGGUGAGGGCAGUGUCCUGGUGUGGCUGAGCAUUGGCAUCUGCAGCCUGGGAGCUCCUGGGAGCUCAGGGCAGAGCCCCCUGAGCCAGCUUGGCAUUGCAGCUGAGCAGGGACACAGGGAACACAGAGCGUGCCCACGGAGUGCUCAGAGCAGGAAGGAUCAGCCAUGGCUGCAGGAAUCCUCGAGAUGUACCUGCUGCUGAUGGCCAUUGUCAGCAUGAACCAGCCCUCUGGAAAGAAUGGAAUUACUCCUGAGGAGGAGAAAGAAAUCGUGCAGAGGAUGAAGGAGCGGGAGGUGACCCUUCGGCAGCACCAGCUGUGCCUGGAGCAGGAGAUUGCAGAGCUGGAAGCCAGGCAGGAGUCUCUGGAGCGGCCUCUGUGGGACCUGGAGACAAAGAUCCCAGGGCACACCUGCACAGUGACGUGCUUGGUUGUCCCUGUGGUGCUCAUGGUCUGGAGUCACCUCGGGAAUGGAGCCCCAGGGGAGCACAGGGAAGAAGAGCCCAACCUGGGGCUCCUGGGCAAAGCCUGGAGAGGAGUGGCCUUCCUGAAAAAGCCCUUUGUGCUGCUCAGGGCCAUUCCCGUCCCCGUGGGAUUUUUAGAAAUAUUGUAUUGAUUGUUAGAAACACUGUCAGUAUAGAUGACUAGAAAUACUGAACUGAUUGUUAGAAAUAGGGUCUGCAUUGAUUGUUGUAGUCUGAGCCGAUUGUUAGAAAUAGUCUUUGCACUGACUUUUAGAAAUACUGUAUUGAUUCUUAUAAAUACUGUCUGUAUUGAUUGUUAGAAAUAUUGUAUUGAUUCCUAGAAAUACUCUUUGUAUUGAUUUUUUGAAAAAUACUGUAUUUAUUGUUCGAAAUACUAUUGCUAAGUGACUAUUAGAAAUGCUGUAUGCUGAUUGCUAGAAAUACUGUCUGUAUUCACAGCUAAAAAUAGUUUCUGUAAUGAUUAUUAAAAAUACUCUCUGUAUUCAAAAGAAUACAGAAUACAGAGUCAAAAGAAAAAUUAUCCCUAAAAUGACUAAAGAAAUGCAAAGUAAAGAACUCCUUAACUGAAUCCUGUUGCCAUCUGCUUGUUUUUUGGUUUUAGUUUUUUUUUCUUCCAUUAAGAAGUUCACACUAAACUUUUAUUUUAAUCUUUCUGCUAACUAGUCAACCACUGUACAUUUUAGAAAAUGCAUUUUUCUAAUUAUUAGAAUUAGCUAUCGUUAUGAAGAAUACUAAAAAUCCAGCUGAUUUGAUUUAGAUCAAUAUUCAGAUGAAUUAAUUUGCAAUUAAGACUAGAUCAGUAACAAUAACCUUCAGUCCAAUCUGCUGUCUAAUGAUGUUAUUGAGAUUUUGAACAACUUUUAAUAAAGAAAUCUUUUGGA
This is a messenger RNA of Ficedula albicollis (Collared flycatcher), 1383 nucleotides long. Its product is annotated as inositol 1,4,5-trisphosphate receptor-interacting protein-like. Bases 184 to 633 code for a protein of 149 amino acids. Lineage: Eukaryota; Metazoa; Chordata; Aves; Passeriformes; Muscicapidae. The record is from RefSeq and is a predicted model, not a curated record. The transcript has 2 exons.